AUUCUCACCAACUUGGCGUAUUCAAGAGACUCCGACGCUAUGCUUUCCGUGGCCCGCGUCCUGACCAAGCUCGUGGCCGGCCUCCUCAUCGCGCCGGCGCUCGUCUGCGCGCAGAGCGAGUCGUCCACGCAGCCCGCGACGAUCCCGCCAUGGAUCGCCUACGUGACGGGUGGCAUCUUGAUCGUCAUCGUCAUGUACUACUGCUGCCGAAAGCACAGCUUUGAAGACUCGCUGCAGCAGCCGCUGCUCGGCGGGCAGUACACGGAAGAUGGCCAACCGCUCACGCGCCAAGACGUGCAGGAAUCGAAGGAAGAAUUGGACCGCCAAUGGAAGUGCGAAGUGUGCGACUUUUCCAACAAACCGUCGACGUCGUCGUGCAUCUUGUGCGGUACAGACAAGGGCUUCAAGCUCGGGCUGGGCUCGCCACGGACGCCGCGCCGCAGUAUCUCGACGACCAACUUGAGCAAGUCGGACCUCCUCAACGCGGGCUCGUUCAACCGCCAGCGCUCGUUUGCGAUUCGCCGCCUGAACAUGCUCAAUUCGCGUCAGCGCGGCGCGCGCAACCGACAGGACUGGGUGCGCAAGGUCGGCGCGGACGGGAAGCGACACUGGGGCAAGCGCGAUCCCAUCGUUCCGAAUCCCGUCGCGCUCGAGGCGGCGCAUGGCGCGGAGCUCGUGCACCAGCACUCGCUCGCGUUCGUGUCGCAGCUCGCGCAGACACCGCGCCACCCCGAAGGGCGCAUGACGUUCAAAGAGUACCGCGAGGUCGACGCGUCCAUGGCGUCGCGCGGGUACGAGAUCUCGGCGCAGGACUUGGAGAUUCUCGAGCAAGUCGCGGCGCUGCCCUUCAAGGACAAGUACUCGUGGUUCCUCGAGCAAACGUCGUCUCUGAUCCGGCCGUGGGAAGACGGCCACCUCAAGAUGCGCGUUCACCGUGAAAACAUCCUCGUCGAGUCCAUGGAGCAGCUUCUCGGCGUGCAAAUGGAGCAUAUCCACAUGCCCCUUCGCAUUGAGUUUAUCGGCGAAGUUGCGAUCGACGCCGGUGGUCUCGAGCGCGAAUGGUUUGCGCUGGUGACGGAGAAGCUCUUUGACGAGACGAUCGGGCUCUUCAUGUGCGCCCACGUCGAGUCGCUGGCGUAUGUGAUCAACCCCAACAGCAUUGAAGCCAGUGCGGACCAUCUCUUGUACUUUCGCGGCGCGGGGCGGCUCCUUGGCCGUGCGCUCCUCGAAGGGCAGCUCAUGAAGGCGCAUUUGGCGCUGCCGGUGCUCAAGCAUCUCCUCGGCGUGCCGAUUUCGUUCAGCGACUUGGAGUUUGUCGACCACGAGGUCUACCGGAGCAUGAAGUGGAUGAAGGAAAACGACGGCGUCGAGGCGCUUUGCUUGGACUUUAGCGUCACGAACCGGAAGAUCAACGGCGACGUCGAGACGAUCGAUCUCAAGGAGAACGGCCGCAACAUUGAGGUCAACGACGCCAACAAGCUCGAGUACAUCUACCUGCGGCUGCGCUACAUCAUGCUCGAGAGCUUCUCGGAGCAGCUUCAGCACCUCAUGGCCGGCGUCUUUGAGGUGCUUCCGCAAGAACUCAUCUUGGUGUUUGACUACCAAGAGCUCGAGCUCGUCCUCUGCGGCGUGCCGUCGAUCGAUCAGGACGACUGGAAGGCGCAUACCGAGAGCUCGGAAGACAUGCCGCCGGAGCUCCUCGUGUGGUUUUGGGAGGUCGUUGGCGCCUUCUCGGACGAAGAGCGCGCGCGCCUCUUGCAGUUUACGACCGGCUCGUCGCGCGUGCCGGUCCAAGGCUUCAAGGCGCUCACGAGCUACGACGGCCGGAUCUGCCACUUUACGCUCAACACGGUCGCGUACCCCGAGCACACGUUUCCGCGCGCCCACACGUGCUUCAACCGCAUCGAUCUGCCCAAGUACAAGUCCAAGCAAGAGCUCGAGAACGUGCUGACGCUGGUCGUCAACAUGGAGGUCACGGGUUUCACGGACGAGUAA
Messenger RNA from Saprolegnia parasitica CBS 223.65, 1995 nucleotides. RefSeq lists its product as hypothetical. Gene Ontology annotation, molecular function: ubiquitin-protein transferase activity. NCBI's taxonomy places the organism in Eukaryota, Oomycota, Saprolegniomycetes, Saprolegniales, Saprolegniaceae. The coding region runs from base 40 to 1995 and encodes 651 amino acids. The record is from RefSeq and is a predicted model, not a curated record. The transcript has 6 exons.